This is a messenger RNA of Lindgomyces ingoldianus, 1119 nucleotides long. RefSeq names its product RmlC-like cupin. The record is from RefSeq and is a predicted model, not a curated record. The transcript has a single exon. Bases 1 to 1119 code for a protein of 372 amino acids. NCBI's taxonomy places the organism in Eukaryota, Fungi, Ascomycota, Dothideomycetes, Pleosporales, Lindgomycetaceae.
AUGUUCAUCAUCACGACGUCGGCAUUAAUAAACAUCGCUUCUACCCGCAGUCCCCUCUACGUCGAUCGCGCCCCUAACUUCGUCCGACCCUACAUUAUUGAACACUAUGCGAACGCCCAAGCGGUCGCCAUAGGCCAACAAGUCUACCGAUUCCCUGUAACCGGCGCAUCAAGUGGUGGCGCCUUUUCUCUUCUCAGCACUUCCUCCCCAUCCUCCCCAUCCUCUCCAGCCCUUGGUGUCCUCCCUCACCAUCACCAAAGCUACCAUGAGAACUUCUUUUGUCUCAAAGGCCGUUUUCAACUCUGGACUUCGGAUGCAGUGGCAGUAGCAGGGGUGGAUAGUAACGAAAUUCAAGCUCGUCUCUUAACAGUGGGAGAUUAUGGAUCCGUACCCCAAAAUACUACACAUACGUUCCAAAUCCAAGAUCCAGACACCGAGGUGGUUGGAGUGAUCUCGCCUGGUGGGUUUAAGGAGCUAUUUUUCUUCCUCGCGGACAGCAAUUACACUGCUUCGACUCAAACUCCAUACGCACCUGUGGCCGCCACCAGUAACGGCAGUGGCAGCGCAGGCCCGCCCCCUGAAGUUCUCCAGCAGUUGCAGCAAUUCGACGUAUACGCUGAAUUAGAUUUUAAUCCCCGGAGGGAUCUGGUGAAUGGGUCUGCACCUGCAGGGAUUGGGUGGCAUGAGAAGAUGGACAUUAUUCCGGCGAUGGCUGGAAGGAGUUAUUUCGUGGCAAAGGACCAUGGACCUAAGUUCUUGAACCGCGAUACCGGGUAUCAGAUCGUGCAGCCGCUUGUUACACCCACGACUGGGGAAGGGCGGUUCACUCAGGGCACGAUUACGAUGUCGCUGCAUCCAUCAAACGGGUCGUUGUUGAUGCACACGCUGGCUAGUCACACGGCUUUCGAGGUCCUGGAGGGCGCGUUGUGGAUUUCUAUUAGCGACGAAAACGCUACAUUGAUUACGGGAGAUGUGGCUUUAGUCCCAGGCAAUGUCACGUUUGCGUAUUGGUCGGAAGUGGCGUUUACGAAGGUUAUGUAUGUGAGUGCGGGGAUAGAGGGGAUUGUGUUGUUGGGGAGUGCGGAGCAGUGGGGUUGGCCUGUGUUUCCAGUUGAGUGA